GACGCAACCACUGCCGAAGCCCAUGUAGUGAUAGAGAGAAGUUGAAAUGAUAGCAUCCGACUCUUAUAUCUGAUUUUCUGAGAGCGGACUGGACGUUGGCGCCAGUCGUGUCCGGAAGGGGGAUGUUUUGCUGCUUUGGCGCGCCCCCCGCUAAGGCGGAGGCAGUACCUGCACCGCCCAUACUUGCAUUCAAGGCUGGUGCCCCUGCAAAUGGCAGCGGUGGCAAGGAGGCUGUCGCGGAAUCGCAGCGGCUUGACACGGCAGUCCAUGUUGACGUGGGAGCAGGAGCUGUUCCUGUUGACACGGCAAAAGCACAAGCUGUGCGUCCAGUUGAAUUACUGGGCUCGAGUGUUAGCCACGGCCAGCAAGCAGUCCUGCCAAGCGCUGAUAAUAACUCGCAAGAACAGCACUCUGCAGAGCCGGCUAUGCGUAGCCUCUUGGCAGAGACCAACGAAUUCAUGGGAAGACAGGGCUCCUUUGCAGCAAACUCGGUGCCGUCAACCACUCGCCCCGGCACUGACGAGGCGGUCCUUGUCGCCAGCGACUCGAGUGGGCACCGGUCCGGGGUGCGGGGACUCUCGCUUGUGCCGUCCCUCAGCCCCCAGGAGCUGAAAAGCCAGGUCGGGGAGCUGGUGUUCGUGGGGAGCGGAGCGACGGGUAUUGUGUACCGCGGCACGAUUUCCUCCACCACGCCGAUACCUGCGGGGCCGGACGCCGGGUACGGCACGGAGGGCUUCAUGGCCAUACUGGUGCCUGUGGCUGUCAAGUUCAUGAUCUGCAACACGCCGCAGCAGCUGUGGCAGCGCGCCAAGGAGGCGCUGCUCAGCAAGCUGGUCACGCAUCCCAACCUGGUGCGCACGCUGGCCAUGGACGUGACGCUGGUCACGCCCAACACCUACAAGGAGUGGGGCGCCAACAACACCAGCACCACUGCCGCCGCCACGGCGCGCGGACAAGCGCACAACGGCAUGGGCGCAGGCAUGGCCUCGGUCGCGACGUCGUCCGCCGCCGCACCGGCAGCAGGAGCACCGGCACCAGCACAGGCGGCCGGGCGCGCAUCCAUGGACGCGCCUGCCUUCGCCGCAGGGGCCCUGCACGGCGGCGGCGGCGGCGGUGGCGGCGGCUCGGGCUCAGGCUCGGGCUCUGGUUCAGGGGCGGGGUCUGGCGCGGCGGGUGCCGGCUCCGGCGGCAGCGGCAACGGCCGCGUUUUCCAGAGCGUGGCUUGCUCGCCCAGUCACCCCCACAGCUUCCUGGCGGCUGACGCCACGUGUGGCACCACGGCCGGCGGCACCACGGUCACCAGCACGACGGCGCUCAUGGUCUCAACGGCCAACACGCUCAGCGCCUCCCUGGGCUGCUGCCCCAUCAGCAACACCGCCGUCGCCGCCGCCGAUGGCUCCGUGACGGUCGCCGCGGCGGCACAGCACCCCAACCAGCGAGCUGCGUCGGGCGCGGGUGCCGGUGGCCUCUUACCUGUGGAUGUGGCGGCCAGCAGCGCAAGCAGCUGUGGGCCAGGGGCGGGCGGGGAAGGGCCGGCGGCUGUUGCUGGCACGGCAGCCUUGCAGCAGUGGCCCGGUGCUCGGGACGUGCUGGCCCCCGCAGGGCGGGAAGCCUCCUCUGAUGGCGCCCGCACCGUCGGCGGUGGCACAAGCGUGGAGGUGCCGACGCCGCAGCUGCCGCUCUCUGCCAACGGGCACAGCAGCCGUGCGCUGUCCACCGUCGAGGCGAGCGUUCCCGAGGGCGGCAGCGUGCGAGGCCCGGCUGCCGGCUCCGGAGCGGAGGUGGCGGUGGUCGGCCCUGACCCAGCGGCCGGGGCACCCCAGGCGCAGGCCCCCGCGGCACGGCCCCUGGCACCGCCGCCGGCGAUAAACGCGGUCUUCGUAGGCGGCAGCGGUGGCAGUAACGACGGCGCCGCAGGGCGUGGCUUACUCGGGUUGCAGGGCUCCGUUGAGUCCUCAGCAGCAGGCCUCCUCCCGGCCAACGCCCUGUCCCCAACCGGCGCGCCGACGCAGCCGCCCACGCCGCUGCCAGGGCCGCACGGCGGCGGCGCCCCUGCCGGCGGCGCAGCAGCCUUGGGCAACAGCGGCAGCGGCCGCUGCGCCAGCGCUGUUUCUCUCCUGUCGCCGUUGAUGGCGCCCAGCGGCACCGCCACCGCCGCCUGCAGCCCCCUCCCGCACACGGCCCCCUCGCGCGAGAGCUCCCAGCGCAGCCUAUGCCCGGCCAUGCCUAGCAACGGCCACGUCAGCAUCGGCGCCGGCGCCGGCUCCGGCAUGGUGGCGGCGGUGGCGGCCAUGCAUGCCACCAGCGGCGUGCAUGCGCACGCGGUGGCGGCGGGCCCUGGCGGCGGCGGCGGCGGCGUCAUGCGCCCGGGCGGGCCGGGCAGCGGCGGCGGCGACCCGGUGCCUUUUCAGGACAUCCUGUACCACCUGGACGCCAUACCGGGGCGCUUCCUGGCCAAGGUCAUCAUGGAGUUUUGUGACGGCGGCACUCUGCUGACUCGCAUCAACGCGGGCGACUACGUGGCGCACCCCGACCGCGGGCCGCUGGCGGGGCUGGCAGCGCUGCGGGCGCUGCUGUGGUGCCUGCAGGAGGUGGCGGCGGGCAUGGCACACCUGCACUCCCUCAACAUCAUACACGGCGACCUGAAGCCCGGCAACGUACUGCUGACGUCGGACGAGUCCUCGCCGCUGGGCUACCAGUGCAAGGUGUCGGACUUUGGCCUGGCCACGGCGCUGGAGGCCAGCGAGCAGACCAUCACGCACGAGAACUGGGGCACGGUGGUGUACAUGGCGCCCGAGUCCUGCGCCGGCCGCUGCCGCAAGGCCUCGGACGUGUACUCGUUCGGUGUGCUGCUGUGGCAGAUGUGCACCGGGCAGCGCCCCUACGCCGGCCUGCAGGCGGGGCAGGUACUGCUCGGCGUCAAGACCGGCACGCUCAAGCUGCAGUGGCCGCCCUGGGCCAACAAGAGCCUGGUCAAGGUGGGGCAGGCCUGCAUGCGCUUCGAGCCCAAGGAGCGGCCCGGCUUCAAGGGCAUUAGGUCGGCGCUGGCCAAGGUCAGCGCGAGGCUGGACCAGAAGAUUGCGGCGGUGGAGGCGGCGGGGCUUGGGUACGACCCCAGCGUGGGGAUAGCGCUGGGGUUGGGGAUGGGGGUUGGGCAGGCGGGAGGGGUCGCGGAGGCGGAGAGCGGCACGUCGCCGCACCCGCUGACGGCGGCGACCCUGGCGGGGGAGCAGGGCAGCGGCGAGCACGCGGGCUCGGGCGCGCAGGCGGUGGAGCCGGGCGCGGAGGCGGAGGAGUCGGGCGCCGUGUCGUAGGGGCGCGUGCGGUUGCAGUCGGCGUAUCGCGGUGGCGGAGGUACCAGCGAAUGGGUCGGUGUUGUUCAGUCGCCACCGGCUGGGCUUCAAAAUCGGGAGCACUCUACUUCCGAAAGAAACAAAAGGUUCUAUUGACGCCUGCGCGGAUCCAGGCGAUGGCCGAGGCUUGCUCGUAAAGGACUUGCAUCACUGCAGUCCAGACCACACGCUUGUGUCGGUGUCGGUGGCAUUAAAGUUUGUCCAGCGAGAGAAGGGCACGGGCAAAUGUUGCCUACCAAUGCACUCGGAAAAUAUUAGGAUAACGGUUGCAAUGACGGGCGGUGCGGGGAGGCUCCAUUCCUUAAACUUCCACAGCUGAGGCCCGGGGGCUUCUGACACACGUAUAGACACGGCAUCGGACCCUCUUCUAAGUUGUCAGGUCAGAUGGUUUAACGGUUCGGUGAUGUGCACAGGGGCAUGGUGGCAUAGCAAAAGGACUGCACGCAGAGCUCUGUGCUCCGGUAUGCUAUCGGUUCUUAGCUGUUGGAAGUGGCGGGAGGUAGUGGUGGUGGACCUUGGUUAGUCUCAGUCCAUUAGUCUCAGUCGCUGUUGCGGCUUGGGACAUAGCACAGGUUGAGUGCAAGGGACCCCAAUCGAUACUACUAGUGCCAUUUUGCUCCGUGUGCGGUGGUUACGAACGAGAGCUUGUUGACUGCAUAGGAUGCGGAGUGCGUCUGACCGCCAUACCUAGCACGCGCAUAGCACGGUCUAAUAUUAUCUCGUCGCGAACGCGUGGCACGAAGGCAGUUCACGCUAGCUCGUGAAAUGAAACAGUCUCGUUGACGAGGUGUGCUAUGUUACUUGCUGUGGCGGCAGUGCGUGCACACGGGGGGCGUCAGGCGGAUGCAGCGGCACGCCCCGUGCAGGCGCAUGCGCCACACGGACUGCCAGACGCGCGCGGUCUUGGGCGUGUGUGGUGUGGAGGCGCUAGGGCAGGAAGGGCACAAACGCAGGCACGCGUCAUCAUGUCGACGUCGGCUGUGCGCUUUUUGCUUACAACGGUUCCCCACUUCGCAGGGGUCGGGACGUUGGAGAUCAGGUCAGGCAUGAGGCUGAUGAGCAUUUUGAGGCGCUCUCCGGUACAGUGCGUGCCCUUUAGCAACGACUGUGUGGCGAACGGCGAUGAGUUACACAUCUGUCUUAUUGGGGGGGGGGGCCGGCCAUAGCCGGCGGGCAGGGCUGCGGUGGGCCUGACUGCUGGGAGCUGUUUGAGGCCGCGUUGGAUGUGGGUGCGGUGGGAUUGCUGGGAGCGGGCGGGAGAGUAAGGGCGCAACGUUGGGUGCGUGGCUGUGGGCGGCUCGUGCCUGUGUUGUGCGCUGCUGAGCAGCUGAGGCGCGGGUGGCUGCAACAAUAAGUAAGGAUCGAACUCUGACGGUUCGCAUCCGGUGAAUACGACAGCCCAGGUGUGGCUCUUACAAUCAACGCGAAACCGCAGCAUUGCUAGGGCGAGGCCAGCAGGCGUGUCACGUGUGUCUUGCAUGCAGCAAGUGCAUUUUGGCAACGUAGCCAUCCUAAAGUUUCAAUGGUCGAAGUGAAUGUGUGGCAUGGACCUGAUAGUAUGACUCUACCGUUGGAUGUCCGGGCGAUAUCAAAACCUAUGUGGUGAGGGGGCCUUGCACGGGCUGGGCCCGACACAAGGACGUGCCAUCCCCAAGCACUACGCACGGCUACUGGAGGCGCGGGUGCUGUAAGGAGGGGCGGCGUAAGGCCAGUGACAAGAGAGCUGACGCCACCAGGCGCUAUGGCCGUAUGUUUGCUGCUGCUGUCGUGGUGUGGGCGGCGUGGUCAUGUGCUCGAGCCCCGUAGGCCCCGUUUGUGGUCUUGCCUUAGUUUUUGCGCAGCAAGGGCGGCGCUUGCAGACUGCGCUGAUUGCGACACUGGCGCGUGCAUGCAUUGGUGGACUGGGGAUUGCCAAUCAGCGGAAGUUCCGCUGACCAGUGGCGGUGGUCAGACGCAUAGGUAUUACCCCACACUGUGAUUGCGGCAUUCUUUUUGACUGGGUUGCAAGCAAAGCACACGCAUCCAUUAUGAGCAUCUAUGCUUUACGGCAUUGGAGGCAUGGUGCGGUGUGUGGAAGUGCGGGGAUAGCGCGCGGUAAGCAUUGCGUGGGGCCGCGCCACACAACGUCGGGCAUAUUCCCGGCAUUGCAUAUGCAAAAUUGGAGGAGGAGGGCGUGCAGGUGCCAGUACAAUUCCACGUACGCGGUAUCCCGUGCGCAUACGCACGUGGCAGCCUGACCCCGUCACUGCUGCAUGUAAGGUUGCACUUGA
Chlamydomonas reinhardtii is the source of this 5623-nucleotide messenger RNA. RefSeq lists its product as uncharacterized. The coding region runs from base 459 to 3314 and encodes 951 amino acids. The transcript is spliced from 6 exons. Gene Ontology annotation, biological process: cell surface receptor protein tyrosine kinase signaling pathway; innate immune response; protein phosphorylation. Gene Ontology annotation, cellular component: extrinsic component of cytoplasmic side of plasma membrane. The record is from RefSeq and is a predicted model, not a curated record. NCBI's taxonomy places the organism in Eukaryota, Viridiplantae, Chlorophyta, Chlorophyceae, Chlamydomonadales, Chlamydomonadaceae. Gene Ontology annotation, molecular function: signaling receptor binding; non-membrane spanning protein tyrosine kinase activity; ATP binding.